This is a messenger RNA of Drosophila miranda, 1469 nucleotides long. Its product is annotated as lysozyme P. Lineage: Eukaryota; Metazoa; Arthropoda; Insecta; Diptera; Drosophilidae. The transcript has a single exon. The record is from RefSeq and is a predicted model, not a curated record. Gene Ontology annotation, molecular function: lysozyme activity. The coding region runs from base 401 to 856 and encodes 151 amino acids.
CGAUCUAGAUGGGGGAAACAAAAGAAUUUAUUGAAAGUGAAACUGGGCCCCGUCGAUCAGGCGGCAGAUGCUCUCGGCUUAAAUGGCACACAAUUCCCACUCCAUAUAUUACCGAAAACUGGCUGGAUCGCUCGCUGGUGCUCGAGAAUUGAAAGUCCAACCUAAAUGUAACACUGAUCAGCCGGAUUCGGGGAGCCGCAUCACAUUGGAUGUGCCUAUGCCAUGCAGAUCUUAGCCCACUUUGCCGUCCAGUGUUCAUGAUUUAUGCUCGAGUGUGGGCCCCCUUCAGAGCUGUCAGAGUGAGUGGCCCAAGCGCCUAAGUAAUCAUUCAGAACGCGCUGUGGUGCUAUAAAAGCCUGGUCGCCAGCCCAGAGGGGCCCACAGUUCAUGCAGAUUGAAGAUGAAGGUGCUGUGGCUGCUGGGGCUAUUGGUUUCGUGGCUAUCAUCGUUGGCCAGCGCCCGCCAGGUGGGAAGGUGCAGCCUGGCCCGCCAGCUCUAUCGGUAUGGCGUGCCCUACGGCGAGCUGCCCGACUGGCUCUGCCUCGUGGAGGGUGAGAGCUCCUUUAACAGCAGAGCCAUCAAUCCCUCCAAUGUGGAUGGCUCUGUGGACUGGGGUCUCUUCCAGAUCAACGAUAGAUACUGGUGCAAGCCAGCAGACGGUCGUCCCUCGACGGAUCUCUGUCGUCUGCCCUGCCGUCUGCUGCUUAGCGACGACAUCAGGUACUCCAUUGCCUGCGCCAAGUACAUCAGACGCCAGCAGGGCUUUUCAGCAUGGGUGGCAUGGAAUAACCGCUGCCAGGGAAUCAAGCCGAAUGUGAACCACUGCUUCAGAAGAAGAUACAGGAACUCGGGAUGACAUUGCCUAUAACAAAUAUGUGAUAAAAGACAGAAAUUACCAUAGAAUUUAGUCCGUUUUUAAAGAAAAUGUACCCACAAAUGGGAUUUCUGAUAAAAAAAAAGCAUAUAAGUUAUUUUUGGAAGAUAUUUUUAUGCGCCAAAAAUUGAUUAUUGAUCUGCUAGUUUUUGUGUUGAUAGUUCCUACGACAAGGUCGAGAUGAUCGUCCGACGGCGGUCUGUUGAAAGAGUAGGUGGAUCGCUACCGCAUCGUCAUUGGCAACCAGACGUGGGUAUUCGAGAUGGGGAACGAUCCUUCUUUGCCCUCGGCGGGAAAGGAUGUAAUUGAUUUAAAAAUUCGCUUAAGUUUGAUACAUGACAUCGACAUACCAACUACACGGCUCAGUAGCGCCUCCAAGUAUACAUUCUACACGUGACAACUAUCGCUAAGCACAUAAAAACAAGCUAACCGCUUAGGGUCAAUAUCUACAACCAAGGAUUUUGUAGAGCAUAGCCCGGCACACAGCAAACAGCAUUGGAUCACGCAAAGGUGGAGGAGCAAUUAAAAAUAAGGCGCCGAAUUCGUUUCUCUUAUCGCAUAUAAAUAACGAUAUUUUCUUGUGCAUCGGCAUGAC